Molecule: messenger RNA, 339 nt
Organism: Dovyalis caffra
Lineage: Eukaryota; Viridiplantae; Streptophyta; Magnoliopsida; Malpighiales; Salicaceae
Source: the annotation of a GenBank genome assembly
AUGAACUACAUUGGUUCCCUGCAAGAGAGCCUUACAUUUUCUAAUCAAGUAUGCGAUCGACCAAGGGCAUCGAAAGGAAUUUUUAAUCACCUCGACAAUCAAUCGCAAAAUGUUUCUUCUGCUGUUGCUGUUAAAAUUGAGUACAACGAGAAUAUCUCUACCGCUAUCGUUCUCAUAAUAAUUAUUGAUGACAAGGAAUUAUCCUUGCGCUCGUUCUUGCUUCGGUUGCGAGGCUAUGUUGUGCCUACUCAUGGCUCUUUAAUGACAUCGGUGGUGCACUACACUUUAAGACAAAGCACACGGUUCGAAACGAGUGAUUUGGAUAGGCACUUUAGGUAA